This is a messenger RNA of Xiphophorus couchianus (Monterrey platyfish), 1733 nucleotides long. RefSeq names its product zinc finger protein OZF-like. Gene Ontology annotation, molecular function: RNA polymerase II cis-regulatory region sequence-specific DNA binding; DNA-binding transcription factor activity, RNA polymerase II-specific. Gene Ontology annotation, biological process: regulation of transcription by RNA polymerase II. The record is from RefSeq and is a predicted model, not a curated record. NCBI's taxonomy places the organism in Eukaryota, Metazoa, Chordata, Actinopteri, Cyprinodontiformes, Poeciliidae. The transcript has 2 exons. Gene Ontology annotation, cellular component: chromatin; transcription regulator complex; PcG protein complex. Bases 359 to 1558 code for a protein of 399 amino acids.
UCCGCUAUUAAAUACAAACAAGAACCAGCGGAUACAACUUCCUGCUAGCAGUAGAAUCCAUGUAAACCUCUUGUUUAUUGUUAGGUUUUCACAUUUCUGAGUUGAUUUAAUCAUCCUUAUGUGUUGUAAACAUGCCCUUGCAAACUACAACGCUUCUUGCAGUUUUCUCUUAGUUUUGAAAGGCCGUUUAUUCCCGGAAACAACAGCAGCUUCAGGUAUUAGCUUAGCCUGUUAGCUGGAACCAAAACAGUCACACAGAGGAAGAGAGAGCCGCUUUGGAGGACAGACUGGAAAUCUGGUGGAGUUAACGGGGAGAAAGGUUUCUGCCGUGUUGGUGUGAAAACAUCAGAAAACAAAGAUGGAGGAACGGACACGCGGAGAGCAGACGGACCCUCGGUUUCAAGACAUCCAGCAACUGAUGCUGACAAAAGAGGAACUUCCUGCUGAGGAGGAGAACUGGACUCCCUCACCAGACCAGAACCAGAACAGCCCUGAAAUUAAAGAGGAACAGGAAGAGACGAAGAUUCUAGAGUUCAUAUUCGACCCUGUCUUUGUGAAGAGCGAGAAUGAGGAGGAGAAACCUCAUCUCUCAGAGCUUCCUGACUGUCACACUGAGGAAAUCAGAAACUCGCCAGAACCAGACGAAUGUUUAGAAUCAGAUGAUAAAGACAAAACUUCAGGUUCUUCAGAAACAGAUGUCAGUGAUGGAAACUGGGAGGAGAGCGAUAGAGCUAAGCCAGGAUUGGACCCUGUUAUAAAUAUAUUAUCUGUCACUGAUAUUGUGUAUGACACAGGUAAGAAGCUACACAGCUGCACUGAAUGCGGUAAAACUUUUAACCAAAAGUCAGAUGUUUUGAGGCACAGCAGAAUUCACACAGGAGAAAAACCUUUCAUUUGCUCCAUCUGCAAUGCAACUUUUUCUUGGAAGCACGUCUUGGCCCAACACAUGAGAACGCACAGUGGAGAAAAACCCUUCAGCUGCUCCAUCUGUGGUCAGCGGUUUGGAAGGAAGAUACAUGUCACAUCUCAUAUGAGAAGUCAUACUACAGAGAAACCUUUCACCUGCUCCAUUUGUGGACAAAAGUUCAGCCGGAGAGAAAGUGUGACGCGGCACAUGAGACGUCACACUGAAGAAAAACCUUUCAGCUGCUCUGUUUGUGGGCAAGAGUUUGGCAGGAAGGAAAGUCUGACCUAUCACAUGACUCAUCACACUGAAGAAAAACCGUACAGCUGCUCCGUCUGUAACAAAGCUUUUACUUUGAAAAUAACUUUAAUGGAGCACACGAGAAUCCAUUCAGAGGAAAGACGAUUCAACUGUUCAGUCUGUGGUGCAGCUUUUAAAAGAAAAUAUACUUUAGCAGAACACACAAAAAUCCACACUGGAGAGAGACCUUACAGUUGCUCUGUUUGUGGACAAAGUUUUGUUCAACUUAUCAGUCUAACUCGUCAUAUGAGGGGUCACACGGGAGAAAAACCUUACUGCUGCUCCACCUGCAACAAGACGUUCAAAUGGAAACAGACUUUUCUGACACACAUAAAAAUACACUGUGGUGAAUAAUUUUCAUCCUGUGAACAGACUCUAAAUAUCCACGAAGGUUAGACAAAGUCUGGUCAUGUUUUCUGUGGCAGAUGAACUCACGUUGAAUCUGCCGUGUUUAAUAUUGAAAUACCACAGAAAAAAUCAUGUCAUUUAUAUCAAAAGAACAGACAAAAAAUAAACUAAUUAAAACUUU